This is a messenger RNA of Sarcophilus harrisii (Tasmanian devil), 2225 nucleotides long. RefSeq names its product isocitrate dehydrogenase (NADP(+)) 1 (gene IDH1). Gene Ontology annotation, biological process: isocitrate metabolic process. Gene Ontology annotation, cellular component: mitochondrion; cytosol; peroxisome. The transcript is spliced from 8 exons. The coding region runs from base 1 to 1245 and encodes 414 amino acids. Lineage: Eukaryota; Metazoa; Chordata; Mammalia; Dasyuromorphia; Dasyuridae. Gene Ontology annotation, molecular function: magnesium ion binding; NAD binding; isocitrate dehydrogenase (NADP+) activity. The record is from RefSeq and is a predicted model, not a curated record.
AUGUCCAAAAAAAUCAAUGGCGGUUCUGUGGUGGAAAUGCAAGGAGAUGAAAUGACUAGAGUAAUUUGGGAACUGAUUAAGGACAAACUCAUUUUCCCGUAUGUGAAUUUGGAUUUACACAGCUAUGACUUAGGAAUGGAGAAUCGUGAUGCAACUGAUGACAAGGUCACUAUUGAAGCUGCAGAAGCUAUUAAGAAAUAUAACGUGGGUAUCAAAUGUGCUACCAUCACCCCUGACGAGAAGAGAGUUGAGGAGUUUAAAUUGAAGAAAAUGUGGAAAUCACCAAACGGGACUAUCCGAAAUAUCCUGGGUGGGACCGUUUUCAGGGAAGCAAUCAUCUGCAAAAACAUCCCCAGGCUUGUGAAUGGCUGGGUUAAACCAAUCAUUAUCGGCCGUCAUGCCUACGGGGAUCAAUAUAGAGCAACUGAUUUUGUAGUUCCCGGACCUGGAAAAGUGGAAAUAACCUAUACACCAAGUGAUGGGGGUGAACCUAUGACAUACAUGGUCCAUGAUUUUGAAGAUUGUGGUGGUGUUGCCAUGGGAAUGUACAAUCUUGACCAUUCAAUCAAGGACUUUGCACACAGUUCCUUCCAGAUGGCUCUAUCUAAAGGCUGGCCUCUGUACAUGAGUACCAAAAACACUAUCCUGAAGAAAUACGAUGGGCGUUUUAAAGACAUCUUUCAGGAAAUAUAUGACAAGCAAUACAAAUCCCAGUUUGAAGCCAAGAAGAUAUGGUAUGAACACAGACUCAUUGAUGACAUGGUAGCCCAAGCUCUGAAAUCAGAGGGAGGCUUUGUCUGGGCCUGUAAGAAUUAUGAUGGUGAUGUGCAGUCUGACUCCAUUGCACAAGGCUAUGGAUCUCUGGGAAUGAUGACUAGUGUACUGAUCUGCCCAGAUGGCAAGACAGUGGAAUCAGAGGCUGCCCAUGGUACCGUAACACGUCACUACCGCAUGCAUCAGAAAGGUCAAGAGACAUCCACUAAUCCAAUUGCCUCCAUUUUUGCCUGGACCAGAGGAUUGGCUCACCGAGCUAAACUAGAUAACAACGCAGAGCUCAGUAAAUUUGCAACAAUUUUGGAAGAAGUUUGUAUUGAGACCAUCGAAUCUGGUUUCAUGACCAAGGACUUAGCUGCCUGUAUUAAAGGUUUACCCAAUGUGCAGCGAUCUGACUACCUGAAUACAUUUGAAUUCAUGGACAAACUUGGAGAAAACCUGAAGGCCAAACUAUCUCAGGCUAAACUUUAAUAUCACAUUUCUACUCAACAAAGAAGCUGCCCCAUGGGGUAACUAGUUUCUUUGGUUUACAGUUUUCCUGUAUGACACUCAAAAUUUAAAUGAAAUCAGUUUCCAAUUUCUCUAGGCAACAAAUUAUCUUUUCUAUGAGUUUACAAUCUUUUUUAUAUGGCUCCUGUUAUUUUCAGUUUGCCUACCACAUUUAAUAUGACAAAAGACCUUUUUUACAUAGCAGUCAAAGGAUUACUUUCUUACUGAUUUUGUUGUUGUUGUUGUUGUUGUUGUUGUUAUCCUCACUGUUACUUUUCCUUAUCUCCAAAAGUAGAUGACCAAAAUCAAGAGUAUUUAAUACGAAAGGAGAAACGGCAGCCAUGGUACUGUGUUGUAAAAUCAGCUGUAAAUAAGAUCGAGCUUUCCUUCCUUCCUGGCCCAUUUCAGGAUUAGGUCACUGGAUGUCUGGUUUUAGCAGUUAUUGCAUCAUGUGAAAAGUAGACUUGUCAAAGUGAAUUUCUAUAUAAAUCAGGAAUUAAAGCAUGACUGUAAGAAAGAAAGCUUUUUUUAAAGCCUUAGAAAAGAGCUUUUCUUGAAUGUUUAGAGAUGCUUUUUUUAAAAGAACCCACAUGAGUUAGGCUAUUAGAACAAUGGUGACCUGCAGGUUGCCUUCCUUUUCUUAUGUGGUGCAAUAAGUAUUAUGCUACCAAAAAUGGCAUAUUUCACCCAGGUGCAAUAAAACAAGCUGGUUUUUUUGGACCUCUGCAGGCCUGUUUAUUUCUUUUGUAUAACUGUGAUAUUUUAGAAUUAUUGUUAAACACUAAUUUCAUGCUGGUCUUUGUCUGAACUGUAAUGUAAUUUUGAAUUAAAAUUAAGUGCUAACUAGUUAACCAUAGUCCUUAUUGUUCUGAAUCUCAAGAGUCCCAGAAAUAGAAGUGCUUUUUUAAAAAAAUGUGUUUGUCAUCAUGUUGAGAAUACACCAGUAAAGUUGUUUUCCCUGA